CCAUAAGCUAGGAGCAGUAAGUAAGUAAGUAAGGAACACCAUAGUGUAGUAGGAGACAUAGAGAGCUCAACCAUCCUCUUUUCAUACUUAUAUACAUACAUACAUACAUAUUUAUUUAUUUGGCUCCUUAUAUGGUUUGGGGUUAGAGGCUACCCCCAAUCAUCAAACCCUCCUCGCUGCCACCAUGUCCCAUUGUAGCAUUUACCCUCCUCCUCGCCACUACUCCGUGGCGCAUCACAGGAAGUUUUUAGGAGGGCGACGACUGCAUUGACACCGGGAUUGCGCAAGAGGGGCGAGAGCGAGAGAGAGAGCGCGAGAGAAUGACCACUACGUAGGUCUGGAGGAAGGGAUAGGAGAAGAAGGGGGAGCGUGGCAGUGCUGCUUUGCUCGUUUGCGGUGUGGUUUCGGGACAGAGGGCGCUUGUGCUGUGUUCCAGGGUAGGGCGCUUCAGCGUUCGUGAGAUGGCUUAGAGUAUGGUUUGAUAGGAUGAUGCCUGGAGGCGUAGCGCAGCUUGCGUGCCGAAUGAUGGCGAGGAGGACUAGGCCAGUGUGCGAGUGGAAUUGCAGAGACAGGGCGUAGGGGUGCGGGUGGGAGAUGCAGAGGAGGCUGGUUGGAAGGGUAGGUGGUGUGACCAGAGGAGCAAUGAUACGUGCUUGUGCAGAGAGGGUGCGUGUUUUGUGAUGUGAGGUUGUGACGGUGCAUACAUAGUGAGCAUGAUGCCGGGAGUGGAUAGGGGUGUGAGGGACAGCCGAUGGCACGGGGUCGUAGUGGUCCUUGGUGAUUGCCAGCGUUAGAAGUCGGCGGUUUUUUUGGAGUGGGAGGGAUGUGGGUUGGUUGCUGGACGUUCCAACUUGAUGGUCUGCAAGGGGAGAAGCGGAGGGCUUCUUCUGUAUCCACAGGAAAGGAGGUUACGCCGACGCCCAAAAAGAACUCGGGAAAGUGGAUGUUGGUUCACGGUCCAUGAGAAAGUGUGGAAACUCCAGCGUUGGUGGUGUGUGGGCCAGGAAGAUAGCAUAUUACUUUGCGGGUGGGCUCUGCAGCGAGCGAAAGGCGGUUCCAAUGUGUGCGCAUGGGCGCUUUGUUUCAGAGGAUUAACGUGGUCGGGAAGGGCAGAUGUAUAGCCCUGGCAGGGGUGAUGCCCGUGCAACCGCACUGCCCAAUGCUCGCGACUCGUCGACUUCCAUGCCUAUCGAUCAUUCAUCAGCGUGGCAGAGAGAGCCUUACAACAGGGACGUGAGGUUAGAUAGAGGAGAUAGGGAGAGGACUAUUGGAGGGAAAAGAGAGUGGAACUCUGACAGGGCUUCACCAGGAGCACCCUACCAAAGAGGUUUCGGUGGGUUGCACCCUGUGAACGGCUAUCUUGGCCCUCCAAGCAAGCGUCGGCUGAAUGGACGACAUAUUGGUUUUCACGCCGGAAAUGGGCGUUAUGGGUCGGCAGGGCAACGAGGAGAGCCUUCUUUUGGUUCUUUUGUUCCUCUGGAGAACGGGUUGGCACCCAAAUUUGAACAAGAGUCCUUUUAUCUAGGAUCGGGACGUCCCGUAGUAAAUACGGGUUUUAGUAGUGGUCCUGGUCUGGAUUACCGCUCGAAGGAACUGGGCGAGAGGCAAAGAAAGGGAUCGUUUCUGACGUCGGGAGAUGGCAGGGAUGGGGGUAGUUCUGGCGUGAAUGUGCAGCACGUGCGACUAUAUCCUUCUCAAGUUCUGACCGAGGUAGAGAACACUUCGUGGGAGAGGGAAAGACCCAAGGGGCAGGAUGGCAAUGGUUGGGAGUCGUCUCAGAGGUCUGAAAGGGAACACCGUGAGAGGUUGUUGGGAAAGGCGGAGUCUUUCAGCAGACGGGAGGGCAGGUUUUCUCAAUUUGAGGAAGGAAGGGAGCGAUCCCAAGUGGAUAAGGAUUCAGAUGGAAGUAAGCUCGACAGAUGUGGAAGCAGUAGCUGGGACAGGUGCUCCGGUGAUACGAUGUGUGGAAGCAAGGUGUCCGCUAAUGGGUUCGACUGGAGGCGCAAGGAGAGAUCCACUUCCGUCAGUGCAUCACGAAACGCAAGUAAUGGAUGCUCGAAGGAGUCAGUGGUUAGGCCUCCGGUGUUGGAUGUGUCUGGCAGUCCAUCUUCCCCACAACUUUCCCUACGUUCGACACCGUCAGCGUUAGUUGAGGUGAGCCGUGACGAUGGAAAUCAUCCUUCUCCUGCAAAACGGCCUCGGCUGGGUUGGGGCCAAGGUCUUGCAAAAUAUGAGAAGAAGAAUGAGGUUGUGGAAACGGACGACAUUUUUGUCUCUGGUUCGGUGGAUAGUGCGUCUGGAAGCAAAAGAUCGAGCGUCACCGCUGUAUCUGGUGUGAAAACCGAAGUGGUACAGAUGCUGGGGUUGCAGGCGGCAGAGGAAAGCUCCGUCUCUGUUAUAUCAAAAUUGUCUACAUUGCCCUUGCCGAAGGUGUCUAGUUCACCGUUACAGAAGGCACUGGAAACAGGUGUGUCGAAGUCGAGUGUGGAGAGUCGAGCAGUUGAGGAGGUGUUAGGUAAGGCCUGUGAGAUGGUGGCAGAUGAAGCAGUAAGGUCCUCUUCGAACUUUACCACUCCUGGCGUUCGGGCGGAGGAUUUGGUGAAGACAGCUGAUGUGUGUGCGUUGACGGAGUGUAGCUUGGAACUGAGCGUGAGGCAGUCUUAUUCCUGGGAGCCUGUAGAGAAGCCCACUGCUUGGAAAGAGUCUAACAGCUGCCAAGCCUCGCCAACAGUUCCAUGCUCAGUUGAACAAUGCUGUGGUGUGGAGGUGACUCAGGAAGUCUGUUCGACUGGAGAUACGACUUGGUGGUCCAAAGAGGAUAUACUGCAGAGAGUCGAGAAACUCGAGUCUGAGAUCGAGCAGGUGGAAAGAGAAUUAUCCACUUCGAAAAGAUUCGGGAGCUUACGAAAUGAUACACAUAUGCCAGUUCCUGAAAUAUUUGAGAAUUCAGCGAAUGCAGAUCUCGGAACGAAGCUGGAGCCUGGGGAUUAUGGUCCCCAGGUCUUGGCUGACAACGCAGUGAGUUCGCAUGCGGGCUCUAUGGAGUGUCGAGAUAGUUCCCAGCUGAUCCUUGUUAGUUUUCCAAAUCGGAUUUGCUCAGUUUCUGCCGAGUGCAUUUCACACAGUGUUUCAAGCCUUGAAACCGGAGCUGCUGUGGGAGCGGGCCCCCCUAUGUGCAACCAAGCGAUGGGGAGCAAGCACAGGAACAUGGAGAAUGAAGUACUAGUUAUGGAGGAAUGGCAGUCGCAUGAAGGGGAAAAGGAAGCGACGUCUGAUCAGACGAUGGUUGAAUCCGAGGGUGAGGGGAGCCUAGUGUCUAGUCCAAGUGCAGAAGUCUAUUUGCCACACAUGACGCUCAGAGAACGGGCGGGUGUGGAGGUGCGGGUGUCGAAGUCGGCGAUUGCAAAGAUGGAAUCGUCAGAUGCAGCGAUGGUAGUGGGCGAUGUUGAGGCGGUUGCGAGGGGUUUGAUAGGGGAGAAUAAGGACCAAGCUCGGCAUGCAUCUGAGGCAUUUUUGCACCUUCUGAGCCAGGGAGGUCGUGGAGAAGGAAAGGUGUACAGCUGUCCUGUCGAAGCACCUGUGUGGAAAGAGAACGUCGAAAGGCACGUUCGGAACCAGGAGAAGAUGUUGGAGAAGAUAGCAGAGCGACGGCAAUCCGCGAGGUUUGUGGAGCAAGUGCUGACGAUUAAGUUUCGAGCACUGAAAGAUGCUUGGAGGCAGGAACAGUUUGGGACGAGCCAGCAGCAGAGAGGUACAAAGCCUGUGCGCAGGUGGGAGGCGGAGAAGCGGGGCGGGACUGCAGGUUGCCAUCGGUCAUCUCUGCGAUUGAGACCCGUCCAAGCAGGUGGCGGGAAGCUGGAAGCUCAAUCUGAAGAGUCCAUGAAGAGGGUGAUGGUGGAACCGGUGGUGGGUCCGCUGAGGCCAGCGUUGAAGAUGCCGGCAAUGAUCCUGGGCGAGAGGGAGCGAUUGGCUCGCAGAUUCGAGAGCAACAAUGCGCUGGUGGAGGAUCCAGUCCGGGUGGAGUCGGAGCGGAAGAGCAUGAAUCCUUGGUCGGCGGAAGAGAGGAGGGUGUUUUUGGAGAAGUUUGCGGUUUAUAACAAGAACUUCAGCAAGAUUGCGUCCCACUUGGAGUACAAGACGACUGCAGACUGCGUAGAGUUCUACUGUCGGAACCAGAAGUCGGAGGAUUUUGAAAAGAUUAGGCGGAGGCAGCAGCUGCAAAAAAGGCGGGAUUGUUCGCGGUUGGGCGGAUCGUUCCUGUCGACAGGGUUGCAGCCGAACAGCCGGCAAAGAGAGGCAAACAUUGACGCACGGAGCGAAGGCUGGAACAUGCAGACGUCGGGUGCUGUUUCGACGGUUUGUCAGAUCACAGUGGGUGCGAAAGCCGCGAGGAGCAGCACACAUCACAAACCCUUGGAGCGUCAGCGGACGAGCUCGUCGUUGGAUCCCGGUAGCCUACCUGCAGUUGUUGAGAUUGCGAAGUCCACGAGCGGCAAGGAAAGCAGGCCGUCUGGAAUACCGCCAUUGCCGAGCGGCGCAGCGGGUUCUGGAACGACGGGGUCUUGCAGUUUAAGCUCCGCAACCGCAGCUUCUGUGAAGGUCAGCCGAGAAAGAACGUCGGUGAAGUCGAACUGGAACGGAGGUUCAGCGGUUGCAAGGAGCGGGACGAAAGAGCAGCAGAUGUCUGGACCGAAGGGUGCGCGGAGCGUAAACAUUCGACGGGGUUUGACGACGUCUGCCGGGGAAGAGACUGAUGCGCAAUGGACAGACAAGGAGCGGGAGCUAUUUACAGAAGCCGUAAGAUUGUUUCGAAGAGAUUUUGAGAGCAUUGCUGCCCACGUUGGAUCAACGAAGAGUGAAGGUCAGUGUAAGUCAUUUUUCAGCAAGACCCGGAAGCGCCUAAGGCUGGACCAGCUGGUGGAGAAGCACCAGGCUGCUCUGAACUUUAGCGCGGAUGCAGCAGUUGCAGAGAGCCCAGAAUGUAUUGACGUACAGAUGGAGGAAGUGCCGGGUGCAGCAGCCGAGGUCGUGCUGGUGGCUAGCCUGGAAGCGAACAUUUAUCCUUCUUUGGGAGAGGAAAAGGUUUGGAAUGAAGCAACUGAGAGCGGUAAGGUGGAGGAGGUUGCAAACGACGUGAGCAUUCAAGCGACGGAAGCAGUAGAGGCGGAGAUGUGUGAGGAUAUCGCAGCUGAGAAGACAGUGGAGGAGGAAUCAUGUGAGGAUGUAGUCGUUGCGAAGGCAGUGGAGGAGGGAUUAUGUGAAGGUGUAGCAAUCGAGAGGGCUGGGAAGGAGGAAAUAUUUGACAAUGCAGCAGUCCAUAAGGCAGUGGAGGAGGUAUUAUCUGAGGACGUUAAAGUUGAGAUGGCAGUGAAGGAGGAAACAGUGGAGGAUGUAGCAAUUGUGAUGGCAGUAGAGGAUGCAUUAUCUGAAGUUGUCUCAGAUGAGAAGGCAGUGGAGGAGGUAUUAUCUGAAGAUCUCUUAGAUGAGAAGGCAAUGGAGGAUGGAAGUAUUGAGGAGAAGGCAGGGGAGGAUGGAAGUAUUGAGGAGAAGGCAGGGGAGGAUGGGAGCGUUGAGGUGAAGACAGUAGAGAAUGAGGGCGUUGUUCGAAAGGCAGUGGAGCAUGGAGCUGUCAAGGAUGUGGUUGUGGACGACGAAACCGUGGAUGAUGUAGCAGAGGAGGGUGUAGUGGGCGUCAUCGAAGUAGUGGAGACUGUCGACUUUGUUGGUGUGUCAAUGGACCUGACAGUCGAGAGUGCUGUUUGUCCGCUAGAAAGCCCAGACAUUGUGGAGAACUUGGAGAAGGCAGAAGCUGAUGUGGGCGCUGGAGCUUGUUCCAUGAAUGAGUGUGAUACAGGAGAGGCGGAGGACGUAGUUGCCGCGUGUAUAAAGGCUGAGCCAGUUGUUGUGGAUGAAGGAGUAGUCUCAGAGCCUUUGACAGUCGAUGCGGGUGAGGAGUUACCUGCAGGCAAUAGUUCAGGGAGCUCAGCAGAUUGUGGGAUGCAGGAGGAGGGAGAUGCGGUGGAAGUUGCUAAGGGUGCAGAAAGCGUGGUGGAAUCUGUAAAGAGGGAAGUGGAUGCAGGUGACGACAAGGGUCUUGGUACGGUGGUAGCAACAAGCAUCCUUGCAUCAGAGGAGCAGAUAGUGGAGGCGAGUGGCGCUGUGGAUGUGAAGCAUCAGGCAGGGUCACCUCAGAUGGCAGUAUCCACAGGCACAGAAUCGGGUUCUUGUGCAAUUGGAGCAGAGGGCGCGUGCCAUUCAGGUAAGGCUGCAUAUGCAACAACGUCGUCGAUGCACGGUAGUCAACAAUGUCGGGAGAAAAGUGGUAGGGUUGGAAGCGGAGAAGCAAAGUCUAGGAGAGAGCCGACGUCUUGGACUCAGGAGGAGAAAGAGGUAUUUGCGGACAUCAUACGAAACCAUGGGAAGGACUGGACGAGACUGCACGAGUGUUUGCCGACGAAGUCUCUAACGCAGAUCAAGACGUACUUUCAGAAUUCGAAGGCAAAACUGGGGCUUGUGAAUUCGGAGGGCGUGAGUGUAGGCGGAGGAAGGGGGUCCGGAAGCCGGAAGAGGAAAGCCGAGGAGGUGGACAACAUGAGCAACAAUGUGGGUUGUGUGAACGGAAGAAUCGAGUCGAAGUGUGGGUCUGUGAGUGGAGGUGAUGUGGAUGGCGGUGGUCAGAAGGUGAAAGGUGGGAUGGGCGAUCCUCCAAGCAUGAGCGUAAGCGCGGGUAUGGGGACGAUUCCGGUGGGGCUGGAGGGCCUGGCGUACCCAUUUUUUGGUCAGCGGGUGGAAGACCAGAUGGCGUUGCACCAGUUUAUACGGCAGUUGCAGUUGUGUAACCCGAACGGGUUUCCGCAGAACAUCCCGCCAAUGCUACAUCCGUUACUGCAGCAACAGGGGUUGGGAGUGUUUCCGGACCCAGGGCUGCAAAGAGCAGGACCUCCGAAUUUGCAGCAGCAGUUUGCAGCGUCUAUGUCUCAAAAGACGUCACAGUCGAUGGGGCUACAGCUGGCGUUGCAAGGGCCGGGAGUGGGUCAGCAAAGCGGUGCGGUAGAUCUUCACCAGCAAGGGGCGCAUCAAUUGCUGAACUCACAGGCGGCCCGAAGUCAACAGCAGCUACUGGCAAACAUGAUGCAACAACAAGCGGCAGCACAACUUCAGCAACAGCAGCAUCCGUGCAGCAAGAGUGUGGUUCAUUCUCUUCAGCAGGCGGUGUUACUUCAACCUGGUCAAGUUGCCCAGCGUCAGCAGCAGCAGCUGAUGAGUCCACAGGUGGUUCAUCAUUCUCAAGCACAUCAAGCUGGCGGUCAGCAUCAGCAGUAUCAGGCGUUACUACAGCAUCAGCAGUUUCAGCAAACCGUUCAACAUUUUCAGCAGCAACAAGAUCACGUUCAAGCUCAGGCUCUUAUUCAUCAACAUCAUAGCUCCCACGCCCCUUUACCCCCGUCGCUGGUGUCGUCCUCAAAAUCAAUUGCAGUCAUGCCACUGCCUCAACAUCUAUCAAAAAUCCCAUUAGCGCCUGUGUUGCAGCAAGGAAUUGCGGUUCAUGAGGAGCGCAAUGGAGCUGGUGUAACCUCAUCAAGAGUAAAUGAAGGGAGUGCUGGAUCAAGCCACUGUGAAGAUGCUUCGAUCCAGCAGGUGGAGAGUGGAGAGCUUCGGGGAAGCUGCAGUAACGGAGGACCUAGGGGACAAGAUUUCUCAAGAGCUGAAUUCCAUCAACUUAGUGGCGCAGUUCAGAGGGCCCCACCCUCACAAACAGCAGUCCCACUAAGGCCAAGUCCAAUUUCUGCAACAGAGUCCCCGCAAACUCGACCUGGUGAUGUGAAGCUAUUUGGUCAGUCCCUUUUGUCUCAGCCAACUUGCAGCGCGGGACUCCAGAGUGCAGCACGUGCUGCACCUUGCGCCACUGACAAAGUCUCUUUGCAGCAGUCACCUGUUCAUACGAUGACUUUAUCCUCUACAACGGGCACUUCAGUUCCAGCUGCAACAGUAUCUAAAGUGUACGGGAGUGAGACUUCUUUUGGUGGUAUGUCUUCCAUGUCUGAUGGUCGACAAAGUAUAUGGCCUUCACUCGGUAAUCUUGGGAGCAUAGAAACACGGAACAUCGCGAAUGGCAUGCAUCUUCAGGCAGGUCCAUUGUGGAAGUCGAAGGAAAGAGAGUCGAAGCUUCACAACAUGCAGGAAAGCCGCAUGUUUCGAGAAGCCAGAGAUGCUGAACCGGGACAGAGCACACCUACCAACUCUUACAAGCUUCAGCCUCUUGAACAUUCGCGCAAUAUUCAAGAGCAUUCACGAAGCGAGGGUUUUCCCUCAUUGAACAAUCCCGGAUUUUAUUUGAAUGAGCAAGGUGGAGGUGGUGGGUUUUCUGUGUCUUCGGUGGAGGCAUCAAGACCCGAACUCGAGAGAAGAAACGAGAGCUCUUCAAUUGGUUCCAGCGGUUGUGAGAGAGGGCCAUCUACUUGCGGUAGAAGUAGCAGGGGUCAGAUGGACUCGUUUGCUAUGAAAGCAGCCGGAUUAUUAGCCAACGGGCCACAAGUACCGCGGACCAUGAUGAAUUCGUUGAUGGCCGUUGCCGAUUUGCAUCAAAGUCGCAGUUUACUCUCUGGCAUUGGUUCUCCAAGACUCGAGGACCAUCAGUGUGGAAACUUCAUACGGCAAGCUGCUAAUGGUGCCGCAGUCGAUACUUUGAAAGCCGAUGCUAGUGUGGGCCUAGCUGGCCCUUUAGCUGCCCCGCAAGCCCACUUGAGUGGGGGCGAUCUGUUGCAACAGUGUGUGCGGGACAGUGGCAUGUAUUUUACUCAACACUAUUCUCAUCUUGCCGACCACCCGGGUGUAAGCCCUGGCGCUUGGUAUGCUGGAACUGGGCUCAUGCACCCUUCUGAUGUGCAGCGCAUGCUUGUAAAUCCUGCUCUUAAUCCUUUUCUGCUAGGUGCGUUGUCCAGAGCUCCAUCAGCAGCCGAAGAGCAUUUAGGAUCCAUCGAAUCAAGGGAUCCUGACAACGGGGGCAGUGGGCUUCGUUAGUCGCUAGAUGUAGAGCUUUAGAGCCACAAAGAAAGUAGAGUUCAUCUUUUCUUCUUUCCCCCUUGUAUUUCAACCUUUUGUUUAAGCAGGACAGGGCACCGGGCACAUGCCCUUUGUAACAUUACCCCAUAAUUCCUUGAUCACAUUUUGCCCUUUUUGCAAGAGAUAUAGUAAAGAGUUUUGCCAAGCAUUUGUACCGUUUGAAUUGUGAUGCUUUUGAAGA
Molecule: messenger RNA, 9244 nt
Organism: Physcomitrium patens
Lineage: Eukaryota; Viridiplantae; Streptophyta; Bryopsida; Funariales; Funariaceae
Source: RefSeq, a predicted model, not a curated record